Zootoca vivipara (common lizard) is the source of this 561-nucleotide messenger RNA. It is a transcript of the gene GUCA1C, whose product is annotated as guanylate cyclase activator 1C. Gene Ontology annotation, molecular function: calcium ion binding; calcium sensitive guanylate cyclase activator activity. The record is from RefSeq and is a predicted model, not a curated record. Lineage: Eukaryota; Metazoa; Chordata; Lepidosauria; Squamata; Lacertidae.
AUGGGUGGCAAUGAAUCAAUCGAGGAGAUUGUUGCUAUGGAAAACCAUCACUGGUAUGCAAAAUUCAUGAAAGAAUGCCCGUCUGGACAACUCAGCAUGUAUGAAUGCAAGAAACUCCUUGGACUUGAUAACCCAACUGAUCAGGCAAAUACCUAUGUUGAGACAGUGUUUAAUAUAUUUGAUUCAAAUAAGGAUGGGUUUAUCGACUUCUUGGAAUUUAUAGCUGCAAUAAAUCUGGUUAUACGAGGAAAAAUUGACCAAAAAUUGAAAUGGUAUUUUAAACUCUAUGACGCUGAUGGGAAUGGAACUAUUGACAAAAAAGAACUCUUAAGCAUAUUCACGGCCAUUCAAGCUAUCAAUGGCAACCAAGAAUUAACUCCAGAAGAAUUCACAAACAUGGUAUUCCAGAAGAUAGAUGUUAACAAUGACGGGGAAUUGAGUUUAGAAGAGUUCAUCAACGGAGUGGAAAGCGAUGAAAAUCUCCUGGAAAUGAUUUCAAAGAGCUUUGACCUUUCCAAUGUACUGAAAAUUAUACAAAGUGGGCGAAGACACAGCGUCUGA